AGACGCAGCCAGUAACGCGACAGACUGCGACCGGGGCCUCCCGCCCGGUCGCAGGACGAAGGCGGGGCAGAGUCCAAGACCUCAGAAAAGGACUGACGGCAGCGGCGGCGGUGCUCAUUCAGCCGGCUCUUCCCGCGGUUCCCAAGCAGCCGCAACAGCCACACACGCAGGUGGCGCAGCCGCUAGGUUCCCGCGCCUCCGGCCCCACCCGGCCGCACCCGAGGCCGCGCGCGUCACAGAGCGCAUGCGUGCCGCAGGGGAUGCCGGGAGCGCGCAGUGGCGGCAGCGGCAGCGGAGGCGACGGCAGUAACAGCGGCGGCUCCAACGGGGACGCAAGCGGGGCGGUGACCGUGUGGGAGGUGGUCUCACUCUUAGGGAAACUGCUGGGCACCGUCGCCGCGCUGAAGGUGGUUCUGUACCUGCUCCGGGUGUGCUUAGCGAUGGCCUGGAAAUCCGGCGGCGCCAGCCACUCGGAGCUAAUCCACAACCUCCGCAAAAAUGGAAUCAUCAAGACAGAUAAAGUAUUUGAAGUAAUGCUGGCUACAGACCGCUCCCACUAUGCAAAAUGUAAUCCUUACAUGGAUUCUCCACAAUCUAUAGGUUUCCAAGCAACAAUCAGUGCUCCACACAUGCAUGCAUAUGCACUAGAGCUUCUAUUUGAUCAGUUGCACGAAGGAGCUAAAGCUCUUGAUGUAGGAUCUGGAAGUGGAAUCCUUACUGCAUGUUUUGCACGUAUGGUUGGAGGUAGUGGAAAAGUCAUAGGAAUUGACCAUAUCAAAGAGCUAGUAGAUGACUCAAUAAAUAAUGUAAGAAAGGAUGAUCCAACCCUUUUGUCUUCAGGGAGAGUGCAGCUGGUUGUGGGGGAUGGAAGAAUGGGAUAUGCCACAGAGGCCCCUUAUGAUGCUAUUCACGUAGGAGCUGCAGCCCCAGUUGUACCCCAGGCACUAAUAGACCAGUUAAAGCCUGGUGGAAGAUUGAUAUUGCCAGUUGGUCCUGCAGGUGGAAACCAAAUGUUGGAGCAGUAUGACAAGCUACAAGAUGGCAGUGUCAAAAUGAAGCCUCUGAUGGGGGUGAUAUACGUGCCUUUAACAGACAAAGAAAAGCAGUGGUCCAGGGAUGAAUUGUAAAAGCAACAUCGGCUUGACCAGUCUAUAAUAUUAUAGUGGAUUGCUCAUCUCAGUCCUUAAAGCUUUUCGAAAACCAACAUCAUCACAGCUUGUUUUGGACUUUGUUACACUAUUAUUUUCAGCAUGAAAAUGUGUGGUUUUAUUAGGGUUUCAAAUUCUUCAAAGAGGCACAGAGCCAAAUUGGUAGAGGAAGGAUACAAAGUAUAAAGUUGUGUACUAUUACUUUAACAUGCCCACAUUUUACUUUGAAAUAUUAAAAGAAAGUGUUCUGCAAAAUGGAAAACUUAGUUCAUGAAUUGAUUUUGAGGAGUGAUUUUUCUUUUCUUGGACACUUAAUUCUGUUCUGGUAUUUAUCAGAUUGCUUUUGUGCAUUGGAUAACAACACCAUUCACAAGUUCAGAUUUUUGGUAUUUGAAUGUCUGUUAGAUGCUACUAAAAAAAUAGAGAUGAGCUUUCUUUUUAAAGCUUUCGAUGUGGUGUCAUAGAAUAGCAUGUUGUAGAUACAAUCAGCUGCUUUGUUACUUUAAACUAGGCAUUUGUAAAUAUUAAACCUUAAGAUGGCAGGUCAUGUCCUGUAAACACUCAGCUGUUCAGAUUGGACGUAACUGAAAUAGUUCUUCCUCUCUCUCAAAAUUAUAGGAGACUUGUAGCUUAGUGGGGUUUUUUUUGUUUGUUUCUAAUUUGCUGCUGAUAAUGUAUAUGAAUUUAACAUGCUGUGUAAGCUGUGUCCUAGUUACUGAACAGUUUAUGCAGUGCUGCUUUGCCAAAUAAAGUUAAAAGUAAAAGAGA
Messenger RNA from Nycticebus coucang (slow loris), 1916 nucleotides. It is a transcript of the gene PCMT1, whose product is annotated as protein-L-isoaspartate (D-aspartate) O-methyltransferase. The coding region runs from base 261 to 1127 and encodes 288 amino acids. The record is from RefSeq and is a predicted model, not a curated record. Gene Ontology annotation, biological process: protein modification process. Gene Ontology annotation, cellular component: cytoplasm. The transcript has 8 exons. NCBI's taxonomy places the organism in Eukaryota, Metazoa, Chordata, Mammalia, Primates, Lorisidae. Gene Ontology annotation, molecular function: protein-L-isoaspartate (D-aspartate) O-methyltransferase activity.